This is a messenger RNA of Phytophthora sojae, 1287 nucleotides long. RefSeq lists its product as hypothetical. The coding region runs from base 1 to 1287 and encodes 428 amino acids. The record is from RefSeq and is a predicted model, not a curated record. NCBI's taxonomy places the organism in Eukaryota, Oomycota, Peronosporomycetes, Peronosporales, Peronosporaceae. The transcript has a single exon.
AUGGCCCAUCACCUGUUCCAUCCUUACGAUCUGUCCUGCAUGCUGGCUCAGAUGAUGUACUGGAACCAACUGGACAAGGCUUAUUGGACAACCUACGUGCCAGAACGAUACUUCCUCCGCGCGGAGAGCAUACUGGAUCGCUACGCACAGGAUGGCCUCGAACCGGAUCGGUGGCCCGACCAGAUGGACCCCACACAAGAUGACAGUGAGCUGCUCUUGGACGAGAACGAAGAGGACGUUGACAACGAGGAUCGUGAUGGCAACUGGGAACCCAGCGAGGAGGCUCAAGCCAAGAUCGACCGGAUGGAAGCUCGUGAGGCAGCAGCACAGCAGGAUGACACGGAGGUACCGGACGCCAACGCUGCACCGGAUCUCGUUUUGCCGUCGACUCGUCGUCCCAAGCGCAGGGUUAGUUCGGUGUCAUCUCAAUCGGAUUCAGCCACCACUGGAUCUGGCAAGAAACGCAAGAAGUCUCGACCUGGUGAUGAACGCAAGAAGUCUCCACUCGCUCGCAAGGAGAUGAAAGAUCUUACUCCUGAAGAGCUGACUGUGAUCGAGGAACCGGGUCGAGGCAUCACUUCGUGGCGCCACAAGGGCAUCCUGACCACUUUUGCACCCAGUACGACUUACGCCGUCUACCAGUCCGCAGGUUUCCCUGACUACGCACCGAGCCACAACGGCGGGACGGGGCCACUCAAGGAUCGCUUCAAUGUGGACGAGUACCGGGCGAUCAUGGAGACCCGACCGGGCGAGCGGAUGUACAAGCGUCGUGUCAUCAACCUCCUCUUCCACAAGCGUUACGCCUUGGGAGUGAAGGUCCACGUCGUGCUGACCAAAAUCGUGAAGUUCAUGAAGGACAACGCGCUGGUCAUCUGGUACGCGGGACACUGGGUGACGUAUCCGGAGGACUCGUCGUAUGGGGUGAAGGAGAAAAAGAAACGCAAGGGUCUGCAUGAUCCUGCCAUCAAGAAAUACGCCGAGUUGAUCACCGAACUUCUGAAAGCAGGAGCCCCGAAGACGAUUCUGUACGAGCCAGGCAUCUGGGUGUAUCCUGCGAAGGUCUGUCCCUGGAUCCUGUUUGACAAGUCCGAGAAGAAACCGGAUGGGAAGCCGUACACGAUGGCCGAGCAGCUCGAAAUCCUGGAUCGCGAAGAACCGGCUCACAUCCAGUGGACAGGGGGGACCCUCGAUAGGAUCAUCGCGGAUCGUCCGGCGCACAUCCGGAAAAUGCUUCUGUCUCCCGAUGAGCGUGCCAACAACUGGGUCUGCGCUGAUCACCGUAGCUAG